This is a messenger RNA of Nanorana parkeri, 4677 nucleotides long. It is a transcript of the gene SMG6, whose product is annotated as SMG6, nonsense mediated mRNA decay factor. The record is from RefSeq and is a predicted model, not a curated record. Gene Ontology annotation, cellular component: telomerase holoenzyme complex. Lineage: Eukaryota; Metazoa; Chordata; Amphibia; Anura; Dicroglossidae. The coding region runs from base 33 to 4193 and encodes 1386 amino acids. Gene Ontology annotation, molecular function: protein binding; telomeric repeat DNA binding; telomerase RNA binding. Gene Ontology annotation, biological process: nuclear-transcribed mRNA catabolic process, nonsense-mediated decay. The transcript is spliced from 20 exons.
UCUUGUUUUGAUUCCUGGCGGUCGCUGGUAAGAUGGCGUCGACGUUGGAGAGGGUUAGGAUCUCUGCCUCCGAACUGCGGGACAUGCUGGCAACUGGAGAAAGCGAGGGGGGCCGAGGGACUGUAAAGGAGAUGAAGGAACCCCGACAGAGGAAGGACAACAGACGUCCAGACAUUGAGAUCUAUAAACCCGGACUAUCAAGAUUGCGAAAUAAGCCUAAACUGGAUCAUUCUGACGGUGGAAUAAAUCACACUGAGGGUUUUCAAAGCGAGAAAGCAAAUGACGGUGAAUCUGUUGUUAACGGGAUAAGCCCGUCUGCUGCAUCCAAAAAUAAUUUUCAGGAGGAGGAUGACCUGGAACACGAUGGCCCACUGUCUGCGAAUGCAGAAACUCUGGAUCGAAAAGGCAACAAGAGAGUCAAGAAACCAGAUCGGCUGAUUUACCAGCCAGGAAGACGUCUUCAGACCCCUGUAAAGGAGUCACUAAGUGAUAUGACAGAAGAUGUUGUGAGGAAAACAGAGCAACUAAAAAUUGUAAAUGAAGAAGCUCUUGAGAAUGCUGUGAAAAAUCACAAGUUUCCUCCAGAAGCUGGGACUAAAGCUAUCAAGAAUGACAAAAACAAGAGAUCAGAAAGAGAUAAAUCUAACCGGGCAGGUGAAGAAAUGUAUUUAUCAAGACAAGAAAAGGAGGAAUGCAAGUCUGGCCAGACUAAACGGUAUUCCCAUUCAGACAAGCGACGGACGCGCACACGAACUUGUAGCACCAGCUCUGCUGGAAGUAACAAUAGCAGUGAAGAAGCUAUUUUGGCUGAGGUGAGCAAGGAAUGUCAGGAAAAAUUGAAGACCGUUGGAGAUAGGAAAGAAAAGGUACGAUCAAAGAAGCAGAUUUCACUCUCUUCUACAGACUCAUUUGAAGAAGAUCACAAUGAGUGGUUGGAUGGACCGAUACCAAACCGAAACAAGGUGAAAAAGAGGCAGGGAUCAACUGAUAAUGGCUACCCAACCAAAGUAGAUGGCUCUAAAAGAUCAAUCAGCAGAGACAAUUAUGAAUUGAAAAAGCAAUCCAUACACCGCCAUAACAAUGAAGAGGAUAGGACCAGGAGACGUGGGGAAAGACCUACUUAUGGCUGCAACACUGAUCUGGAGAAGAAGGAACCAAGAGAAAAGUCAGCUGAACCCAAAGGAGGAAGAGGCAUUCUUAUUCUUCCAGCUAACACAGACUUCUCAUCCAACACUGCUGGAACACAGGAAGUAAGCAGCACCAAGCCACUUCUCAAUGUUUCCACCAAAGGUGUCCGUGGUAGAGGACGUGGUGGAGCUAACCGCCGUCUGUGGGACCCGAACAACCCUGAACAGAAGCCUGCGCUCAAAAAUCAAAGCCCUCAGCUUCAUUUUCUGGACACUGAUGAUGAGUCUGCUCCUUCUCAGAGUGACAACUACCAAUCUGUCCCUCAAACUUCUUUCUACAAAUUUCAGAACUCUGAUAAUCCAUACUACUAUGCCCGUUCACCAUAUGGCUAUGGUAACUACUCUGUGCCAUAUUCUAUGAGCCCAAACAAUAGCAUCUAUCCAGGCGCAUAUUAUCCGGGAUACCCAGCUCAGUCAGGGCAUUAUGACCCUGGAUCAUACUCUGGAAACCCGAUCACACCUGAGGAAAUUGAGCUGCAAGUGAGAACAAUUCAGCAGCAGGAGCUCAGUCAUCGUUUGCGAAUGGCAGAUAGCCAGGAGUUACAGCUUAGUAAUCUUCUCUCCCGUGAUGGCAUCAGUGUAGAAGGACUGACUAAAAUGGCUAUGCUUAGGAAAGAACUACUUAAUAUGUAUGAACACUGUCUGCUCACUGACAUUGAAUUUUGUGACCAGCGCAACGUGGAUCAACUGCUGUGGAAAAAUGUCUUCUAUCAGGUCAUUGAAAAGUUUAGGCAUUUCUUAAAGGAGUCCUCUCCCGAAAGUGAGGAAUUCCACAAGAAGCUGCUGCAGGUGUUGGAUGAGGGUACAGUGUUUUUUGAUGGUUUGCUUCAGAAGUUGCAGACAACCUACCAGUUUAAAUUAGAAGAUUACAUGGAUGGGAUGGCAAUCCGCAGCAAGCCCCUUCGUAAAACGGUGAAGUUUGCUUUAAUUAGUGCACAGCGGUCCAUGAUUUGUCAGGGUGACAUUGCUCGUUACAGGGAGCAGGCUGCAGACACUUGUAACUAUGGAAAGGCUCGAAGCUGGUAUCUAAAAGCACAACACAUUGCUCCAAAGAAUGGCCGACCUUAUAACCAGCUGGCACUCCUAGCCAUAUACACGAGGAGGAAACUGGAUGCUGUUUAUUACUACAUGCGAAGCCUGGCUGCCAGCAAUCCGAUCCUGACUGCCAAGGAGAGUCUUAUGAGCUUGUUUGAAGAAACUAAACGCAAGGCUGAACAGAUGGAACAAAAGCAACAGAAAGAUGCGGAUGCAGGAUCCAAGCAUCAAGCACCAACUACCACUUUCUGGCACACUACAGAGGAUACCACUCGAGUGGAGGUAUGGAUCCAUCCAACUACAUCAAGAUGCCAGAGCAAGGACGGUCAGAAAUCUGAUGGCAUGGACAAUAUCAGCCCAAGUGAUCUGAACAAACGCUUCCUGCUCAGCUUCCUGCAUGCCCAGGGGAAGCUCUUCACCAGGAUUGGAAUGGAAACGUUCCAUGUGGUUGUUGAGAAGGUUUUAAAGGAUUUCCAGGCAUUGCUCCAGCAUAGUCCUUCCCCUGUAGGCAGCACAAGGAUGUUGCAGCUCAUGGCCAUCAACAUGUUUUCCGUGAACAACUCUCAAAGCAAAGGUGGCCUUUCAGAGGGUACUCGCCCAGUAGUACAGGAGCAGGCCACCAAUUUGGGGCUUUCCAUGUUCUCACUUUUGGUGACCAGAUGCAUUCAGUUGCUGAAAAAGCACAGAACAGAACAAUACAGCUCCAUGGCAAAAGAAGCCGGUGUAACGGAGAAUGAUGUAGAAGUAAAAGUCUCUUCUUUACCACCUGAUCUAAAAGAGCUUCUGCCCAGUGUGAAGGUAUGGUCAGACUGGAUGUUGGGUCACCCCGAUACUUGGAAUCCACCUCCCAGUCCAAUGACAAACUGCAAGGAGCCUACACUAGAUGUCUGGAGUGUUUUGGCAGAGUUCUGCAACACAUUGACCUGGGUCAACCAGUCCAAGGUGCCUCUUUAUAAAGACCCUGAUGACGACCUUUCACUACUGAUACUUGAAGAAGACAGACUGCUCUCUGGAUUUGUCCCCCUCCUUGUUACCCCUCAAGAACCGUGCUAUGUGGAGAAAACCUCCGACAAGAUUAUUGCUGCGGAUUGUAAGCGGGUCACAGUCCUGAAAUAUUUCCUGGAAGCACUGUGCGGACAAGAAGAGCCUCUGCUGGCAUUCAAGGGUGGAAAGUAUGUGUCAGUGGCACCCGUCCCAGACGCCAUAGGAAAGGAAACAGGAAGCCCGGAGGGAAACCAACUGGAAGAUCAGGAAGAUGAUGUAGUGAUCGAGGAGUACACAGAAGAUUCUGAGCUGGACAGCAGUGGGGCAGAGCAUGAUUUCCGAGAACUUCGUGCCAAGAAGCAGGUGCUGGCAAGAAAACUAGAGGAGCGGAAACGCCGCCAGCAGAAGAUUCAGGCUGUACUGGAUGGGAAGACCAGACCCCUGGAGUUGGAAAUCCGCCCCUUGUUUCUUAUUCCGGAUACCAAUGGCUUCAUCAACCAUCUUCCAGGCCUGGAGCAGUUGCUUUCAUCACAGAUUUACAUUUUAGUCAUACCCCUAAUAGUAAUCCAUGAGCUGGACGGGCUUGCCAAGGGACAGGAAUUUGAUCAGCGCAGUGCCGGACACACUCGCUCACUUCAGGAGAAAGCCAAGAAAGCCAUCCACUUUCUAGAGCAGAGGUUUGAGGCUCGAGAUCCUAAUCUGCGAGCACUUACAAGCCGUGGCAAUCAGCUGGAGUCUAUCGCCUUUCGCAGCGAGGAUAUUUCUGGGCAAAAGGGCAACAACGAUGACCUGAUCUUGUCCUGUUGUUUGCAAUACUGCAAGGACAAUGCAAAAGAAUUCAUGCCAUCAAAUAAAGAUGAUCCAAUACGCCUGAGAAGAGAAGUUGUCCUGCUAACUGAUGACCGUAACCUCCGAGUCAAGGCCCUGACCAGGCACGUCCCAGUGCGAGACAUCCCUGCGUUUCUCAAGUGGGCCAAAGUAGGGUGAAGUAGCCACAUGUCAGAAAGGAAGGAAUCCUUGUGUGCAAGAAAAAGAAAACAAAGAGAAGAAUAUCCAGUGUGUGACCCAUUGGGGCAAGAAGUCGAUACAGUCAGUCCUGAUCUAACCAUUCAAUGCCCUGUGUCAAAGCACACAAACGCUCCCCCAGAUUCCAGCCUGCCAUCUGAAAUAAACUAGAGCAAAAGUAAAUGUUCUCCUCUUGCACCCUCAGCGGGAGCUUGCUGUAGUUUCCGAUGGAUGGGGGUGUACGGAUAGGAGUGUUAAUGUACGUUGGGUCUGAUUUGAUCAGCAAGGGUGCAGAGUCUUUAUAGGCUAGUAGUGGCAGCUUUGACCAUUUUUCUUUUCUCCUGUUGGUGGCACAGGUCCCCUUCUCUAGCUUUAUUCUUUGUGCACUAGUGAUGCCUAUGACAUUUUACAGGCCUCACUGGUAUUGGCGACUCUAGUUCUUUUUUUUUUCCUCAGAGGCUGGCUA